GUAACCAAACCCAGGAGCAUUGUGGGUAAAAAAAAUGGUUGACUUGUAUAAGACAAUUAAGGUGGCUUGUAACUUCCCGCUCGCCGGUCAAACGACGCCGCUUCCCCGCCGUCAUGCUGCGGUUCAGCCGCCUCGCAGCCUGCCGGGAGUUGGCGACCGGCUCACCCGGCAUCCGCGGCUGGAAGAGCGGCCUUCGUCGACCCAUGGCCACGGGAGUGUGCCGGUGGACAUUCAGCCGGCACGAAGAGGUCGUCGACGCCCGGAGAAGAGUCAUGUUCUGGGGUCAGAAUGAGCGAAUGUUCUGCUCAAAGCCCGGAGCUGAGGACCCGGGGAGUGAGACCUCCGGCCGGCACUCGGACAUCUCGGUGGUCGGCACCCCGGAUCCGAUCACUUGGAUCCGGUGUAAAGUCAUCUGCUUCCUGCUUGAACUCUACUUCGACCUGGAUGUCAGCUGUGAGGGCUUUGAAAGAGGAGUCAAGCAGGCGGUGGUCCACGUCUCCGAUUUGAUGUCCAAAGGCAAAUACUUCCAAAUGAUUGGGCUCGUGUCUGUAGAGACAAUCAGAUACAUAGAGAAGAAGUGCCAGCCGCUGUCGGCGCGUCAGAGGCAGAAUCUCACCAUCUCCAUGGAAGAUAUCCUAUUUGUAACUCCAGAAGACGUCUCUGUGGUCUUCGACGCUCAUGGUAGAAAGUUCUGCAAUAUCGCCAUGAGAUGUUGGCACCUGUCCUCGCAUGAAGGCCCCGACGACCCCGAAGGCACCAGAAUUUUUAAAGUGUCGCCCGGUGAAGAUGGCGUUCCACAGAAGAAAAUAGCGACUGUCGUCUAUGAGUUCCAUCGGGAGCUCACGGGUGGCGCGUCUUUGGACUGGACAGUAACCACAGUUUGGCACUGGAACUGGAACCAGAGCCAAGCCGACUGACUGGGCAAGUAGAGGAUUUUCAAACUGGACCUAAAUCCUCUGGUAGGACUUCGCUCUGGUGCCUCUGAGUCAGUGGUGUCCAUUAUUGUGCUAAUGGCAGGUAACGUGUUGGUUGGUUUGUAUGCAAAAGCUAAUUUGCCACAGAGGACUUGUUACAGGAUUUGUUACAUUUUGGCGCUCGUCGGGAUACAAACACACAAUGGAACUGUCUGAUUUUUAUAAUCGGCCAUGGUGCAUGUCAUUUUUGUGGACGCCGUGGGAAUGACAAAAAGUUGGCGUAAAAACACGAAAAGCCAAACAAA
This is a messenger RNA of Nerophis ophidion (straightnose pipefish), 1219 nucleotides long. RefSeq lists its product as uncharacterized. The transcript has 5 exons. Gene Ontology annotation, molecular function: ribosome binding. The coding region runs from base 114 to 917 and encodes 267 amino acids. NCBI's taxonomy places the organism in Eukaryota, Metazoa, Chordata, Actinopteri, Syngnathiformes, Syngnathidae. Gene Ontology annotation, biological process: protein insertion into mitochondrial inner membrane from matrix; inner mitochondrial membrane organization. The record is from RefSeq and is a predicted model, not a curated record. Gene Ontology annotation, cellular component: mitochondrial inner membrane.